Molecule: messenger RNA, 1020 nt
Organism: Melitaea cinxia (Glanville fritillary)
Lineage: Eukaryota; Metazoa; Arthropoda; Insecta; Lepidoptera; Nymphalidae
Gene: mge
Product: mitochondrial import receptor subunit TOM22 homolog
Exons: 5
Coding region: 165-650 (161 amino acids)
Biological process (GO): intracellular protein transport
Cellular component (GO): mitochondrial outer membrane
Source: RefSeq, a predicted model, not a curated record
UGUAAAAAAAAAAAUAUGAAUGUAGUAUAGUUAUCUGUGGUAGAAAAGAUUAAGAAAGAGCCUUUUCAAGAACUUCGCUGUUUUUUUUAAACACGCGGUGUCUUUGUUGUAAGAAAAAGUCAUCGGUUUUAUAAUAAAUAAAAUAUAUUUAUAAAGUCCAUAACAUGAUUAUGGAACUGCCUGAUGAAACUGAGCAGAACGAUAGCGGAAUGGAGUCUUUGACAGCAAGCAAAGAUGAUACACCAGAACGUAGACCUGAAGAUAUUUUUAUUACUCCAGUGGUGGUUGGAACGUCACCUAGCACUGAAAAUCAACCAUCCUUAACGCUCAAAGAAUAUGACGAUGAACCAGAUGAAACUUUAUCUGAAAGAUUAUGGGGUUUGACUGAGAUGUUCCCAGUAUGUGUUCGCAAUGGUACCUACACAAUUACUACAAAAACAUGGAGCGGAGUUAAGAGUCUUUACCAAUUAUCACGAUCUGUGAUGUGGAUAGUGGCAAGUUCAUCAGUUAUUCUCUUUGCACCAGUCAUAUUUGAGGUGGAAAGGGCACAAGUUGAGGAAAUGCAAAAAUCACAACAGAAACAAGUAUUGCUGGGAACAAAUACCGCUAUGUCAGGACCUGCCCCUGGCAUGCCUCCAAUGCCACGAUAAAUAAUAAAAUACCAAAUAAAGUAUAAUAGUUGUUGUAUAAUCUUAAUUAACAUGUUUAAGGUAUUUUCUUCAAAUGUCAACCGGAAUGCUUAAAUAUUUAGACUAGGUAAAAAUAGAUUCUCAAACUAUCUCCCUUGGCAUCUUAUAAUGAACUUUUGCAUCUAUACGCAUUUCCGAUUCUUAGGUUUAUUAGAGAUAAUUAUAUUACGUGUCCAUAUAUAUGUUAUAGAACAAAAUUGAAAAAUCAAAUUAUUUUACUACACUAAGAUUUGAUUUGUAUAGUUGGCAAUUGGUAUAGUAUACAUAUUAUUUUGAGAAUGUAGAUAUUUUUGUUAAACAUCUAAUAGGAAAAAUAAAUGUUAAAAUAUAA